Molecule: messenger RNA, 1381 nt
Organism: Corylus avellana
Lineage: Eukaryota; Viridiplantae; Streptophyta; Magnoliopsida; Fagales; Betulaceae
Product: GDSL esterase/lipase 1-like
Biological process (GO): lipid metabolic process
Molecular function (GO): lipase activity
Source: RefSeq, a predicted model, not a curated record
GCAAGCACAAACCAGCUGCCUAUAAAUGAAAAUUACAACUAGUGAGAAAUUAGCAGAAGGUACUGAACAUGUUUUAACAUGAUGGGUUUAAGGUUCCAUUUCCGUUUCUUGGUUUUGUGUGCAUGCCUUAUUCUCCCAAUUACCCAAUGCCUUGCUCACACCUGUCUGCCGGAGGAACAUGCUGCCCUGUUCAUUUUCGGGGAUUCAUUAUUUGAUGCCGGAAACAAUAACUAUAUCAACGCCACCACUAAUUUUCCGGCAAAUGUUUGGCCAUAUGGGGAAACGUUCUUCAAGUACCCAACUGGGAGAGCUUCUAAUGGCCGUCUAAUUCCAGAUUUCAUAGCUGAGUAUGCAAAGUUGCCAUUCAUUCUACCGUAUCUACAUCCUGGUUAUCCUCGAUAUACUGAUGGGGCUAACUUUGCAUCAGGAGGUGCUGGUGCUCUUUUUGAAAAUAGCUCUCGUCGAGGAUGGGUGAUAGACCUAAACACUCAACUUAAAUAUUUCAAGAACAUGGAGACGGUGUUGAAGCGUACACUUGGUGAAGCACAAACAAAGAAAUUGUUGUCCAGAGCUGUUUACUUAUUUAGCAUUGGAACCAACGAUUACGCAGCCCCUUUCAGUACAAACUCCAGCCUGCUUCGAUUUUCCACGCAUGAAGAAUAUGUAGAUAUGGUGAUUGGCAACUUCACAACUGUGAUCAAAGAAAUACAUAGGAAAGGAGGAAGGAAAUUUGGGUUUCUAAACUUGCCACCAGCGGGUUAUUUUCCAUCUACGAAAGCAACAAUGCCACAAAAUAGUGAGGAAAUUACAGCACUGGUUAAACGGCAUAAUAAAGCACUCUCUCAUGCCCUCCAGAUCCUCGCGAGCCAGCUGGAAGGAUUCAAAUAUUCAUAUACCAAUCUCUACAAUUUUAUCACCGAAAGAAUGAAUAACCCUUUAAAAUAUGGUUUCAAAGAAGGGAGGAUGGGAUGUUGUGGAAGUGGUCCAUACAGAGGAAUUCAAAGUUGUGGAAGGAAGAGAUCAAUCAAUGAUCAGUAUGAAUUAUGUGGGAACCCCAGUGAAUAUCUGUUUUUUGACUCUGCUCAUCCAUCUGAAAAGGCUAACGAGCAACUAGCCAAACUAUUAUGGAAUGGAAAUCUUGAUGUCACAUGGCCUUACAAUCUAAAAGCACUAUUUGGACAGAAGCAAAGGGAGAUUAAUUAACCCACAGGCAAUUACGCAUUAUGCUUACUGCACUUGCCUUGCUUGUAUGCUCAAGAUUUUGAACUAAACUAUGCAUUUUCGAAGAUGCAUUAAAGUAAUAAGGAUUAAAUGUUCUAAUUUUGUUUCAGUUUCUAAUGAUAUCUGCACUCUGGUGAAAUGCUACAAGGUUUUCAAUUCA